Carassius auratus (goldfish) is the source of this 4476-nucleotide messenger RNA. RefSeq names its product glutaminase a (gene glsa). Gene Ontology annotation, molecular function: glutaminase activity; protein binding. The coding region runs from base 360 to 2102 and encodes 580 amino acids. Lineage: Eukaryota; Metazoa; Chordata; Actinopteri; Cypriniformes; Cyprinidae. Gene Ontology annotation, biological process: L-glutamine catabolic process. The transcript has 18 exons. The record is from RefSeq and is a predicted model, not a curated record.
AUGGAACAGUCUUCCCUCAUUUGUGAACCUGUGUCUUCCGAAUGUGAUUUUAUAUUUAAGUGACAGUCUUAUCUUGUGUUGUGUUUAUUUGUGCUUUAUAAAGCAAUGAAAAGUAACUUUCCCCAGCACUGGUCUGGACUGUAGGCUGAAGUCUCCAAAGCUGAUUUAUCAACCAAAAUUUGAAUGUUUUGAGAUUAAUUCUCCCUCUGUGUCAUUUCCAAAAGCUACAAAAAAUGGUAUAAUUAGUAGUAUCAUUAACAUUUUUGUUUUAGAAUUUGAUUUUGUGUUAUUAAACUAUUAUCUCUAUUUUAAUUAAAUCAAAGGUCAGUUUGUUUUUAGAGCCUGCAUAAAUAAUACAUAUGCAUUUCUUUGUGUUUAUUUAUUUUUCCAGUGUUUUAUAUGUCUGGAUGUCUCAUUCAUUUCUGUUUUUUCUUUCUCUCUCUCUCUCUUUCUCUUGGUUGUCUGCAUACUUUGCGUUUGUUGUGAGAAGGAAAGCAGGCAUUUUGCCCAGCCUGGAAGAUCUGCUGUUUUACACCAUUGCAGAGGGCCAGGAGAAAAUUCCAGCUCACAAGUUUACUACGGCACUGAAAUCCACAGGUCUGCUUACUGGAGACCCUCGUCUUAAGGAGUGUAUGGAGAUGUUAAAAGUCACCAUGAAGACCACAUCAGAUGGCGCUCUGGAUCGACAUCUCUUCAAAAAGUGUGUGCAAAGCAACAUUGUGUUGCUAACUCAGGCCUUCCGGAAAAAGUUUGUCAUUCCUGACUUCCAGUCAUUCACCUCUCACAUCGAUCAAAUUUAUGAGAGCGCUAAAUCAAUGUCGGGUGGCCAGGUGGCAGAUUACAUUCCUCAGCUAGCAAAAUUUAGCCCUAAUCUCUGGGGUGUUGCCUUGUGCACCGUAGAUGGCCAGCGGUACACUGCGGGUGACACCAAAGUUCCAUUUUGUCUUCAAUCGUGUGUGAAGCCAUUAAAAUACGCAAUUGCUGUUCACGAUCACGGCACUGAAUACGUGCACCGAUUUAUUGGGAAGGAACCCAGCGGUCUUCGUUUCAACAAACUGUUUCUUAACGAAGAAGAUAAACCUCAUAAUCCAAUGGUAAACGCUGGUGCCAUAGUAUGCACUUCUCUCCUCAAGCAAGGUGUGAGCAACGCUGAGAAGUUUGACUAUGUGAUGAACUUUAUGAAUAAGUUGGCAGGAAAUGAAUAUGUUGGUUUCAGCAACGCUACGUUUCAGUCAGAGCGACUGUCAGGUGACAGAAACUUUGCCAUUGGUUACUACUUGAAGGAAAAGAAGUGUUUCCCAGAGGGUACAGAUAUGAUCUCCAUCCUGGACCUUUACUUCCAGCUGUGCUCCAUUGAGGUAACGUGCGAGAGCGCCAGCGUGAUGGCAGCUACCCUGGCGAACGGCGGCUUCUGUCCAAUCACGGGCGAGCGCGUGCUGAACCCCGAGGCUGUACGGGACACUCUGAGUCUCAUGCACUCCUGCGGCAUGUACGACUUCUCCGGACAGUUCGCUUUCCAUGUUGGUCUCCCGGCUAAAUCGGGUGUUUCUGGAGGCAUCCUACUGGUGGUCCCCAAUGUGAUGGGCAUCAUGUGUUGGUCUCCUCCUCUUGACAAACUGGGCAAUAGUGUGCGAGGGAUCCAGUUUUGCACGGAUCUGGUCCAGCUCUGUAAUUUCCACAACUAUGAUAAUUUACGGCAUUUUGCCAAGAAAUUGGAUCCACGCCGAGAGGGUGGAGACCAGCGGGUGAAGUCGGUUAUUAAUCUGCUGUUUGCGGCCUACACCGGAGACGUGUCAGCUCUGAGAAGGUUUGCGCUAUCGUCGAUGGAUAUGGAGCAGAGAGAUUACGACUCUCGGACGGCCCUUCAUGUCGCUGCUGCUGAAGGUCACACUGAGGUUGUGCGUUUCCUCCUAGAGGCUUGUAAGGUGAACCCAGUGCCCAAAGACAGGUGGGGUAACACUCCCAUGGACGAGGCCAUUCAUUUCGGCCAUCAUGACGUCGUAACGAUCCUGCAGGAUUAUCACAAUGCUUACAGCCCUAAGGAGACCACUGCUGACAGCGAAAAGGAGACGGCAGAGAAGAAUCUGGACGGGAUGCUGUAGAGAUGAUCUGUUGCGUUAAAACACUCCAGAUUUUUCCCAGCGAGUCUGUGUGUCUGAGGUACGCAUUUGAGAAGAAUCCAUGUAAAACACACCUUUACAGUGUUGUGAUGUUUAUGUGUAUGAUGUGUAACCUCUGUUAACAUGGUCAUUUUGUUUUAUCUUACCCUUGGGGGAGUGUAGCCUCAUAAAGUCUUAUUUAGCUGUAUCUCCACAUAAACACAUUUUGAAUAGAAUAUACUCAAUACUUCUAUAUGGUUCAUGUACAUUCAUGUAUAGUUUGAGAACCUUCAUAGAUGCAUAAUAAUGUCAGAUAUUUAAGAAAAUAUAUCUAGGAAAAGGCAGCUUGAUUGGAGAGGGUAGCACUGGGAGGGAUGUGUGUCAUUCUGAUAUUUUUUUUUUAAACACUUGUUCUUUGUUCUACUUAAGUCUUAACUUAGGUAUCAACAUGUAGACCAAUAGUAGUUAUUUAUGCCUUUUAAUUGUGUAGCUUGUGAAUAUGUUCCAAAAAUGACAUUGUUCUUUGUCAAAAACAAAAAAAUAGCACUUUUACAUUUUUUUGCACAAUUUUUUUUUGUAUUGUUUAUUUGUUCUUCAAUAUUUUUCUUAAUUAAAUUAAAGUAACACUUUACAUGAAGUUUUUUUAAUUAUUUUUUAUUACUGUUACAUUUAACAUUAGUUAAUUUAGGUAUCAUUCUAAUAAGUAACAGAAUUGAUUAAUCUAGCCAGUUAAAAAUAUAUUCUUUUUCAUUGUUCAUUCAUAUUGAUUCAACAUGUGAUAUGUGCUAUUAAUUUAAAAUUGAACUAAAAUGUAUUAUCUGUAAAAAUUACAAAAAAUAACUAAGAUUAAUAAAUGUUGUAAAAGUAUUAUUCAUUGUUAAUUCAUGAUACACAUCUACCUAAUGUUAACCAACUGAAACUUAUUGCAAAGUGUUACUGAAAUUCUUUAUUUAUUUAGUUAUUGAAAUUGCUUCCAUUGUCCUCAUUUGUAAGUUGCUUUGGAUAAAAAAGUGUUUAAGAGUAAAUUACUUUUAAGCACUAGAAGGACCUUUUUUAAUUUUCCCUGCAUUGGUUAUCUAUGUGAUUAAUGUCAACAAAUUAAACUUAUUGUAAAGUGUGUCUGAAAUUCCUUUAAAGCACUAGAAGGACAAUUUUUAUACCUGCCUGUUCAGUGUACUACAGGAAUUUCCUGUAUUUGAUAGCCAUCGAACUAACUAAUGUUAACAAAUUGAAACUUAUUGUAAAGUGUAAAGCACCCAUUUAUUGUACUACAGGAAUUCCUUGUAUUUAAUACAUGUAUACUUAACUAAUGUUAAAUGAAACUUACUGUAAACUGUCACUGUAAUUACUUUUAAGCACUAGAAGGACCAUUUUCUUAUCUGCCGGUUAAUUGUACUACAGGAAUUCCUGUAUUUUGGUACCUUUUUACUUUACAGUUGUUAACAUUAGUGAAGUGUCACCAAAAUUACUUUAAAGCACUAGAAGGACCAUUUUUGUUCCUGGACUUUAUUUGUAUCACAGGAAUUCCUUGUAUGUGAUACUUAUCUGCUUAAUUUUAACACAUUGUAACUUACUGUAAAUUGUUACCGAGAUUACUUCAAAGUACUUGAAAGACCAUUUUUCACCUGCUCGUUCAUUGUUACAAAAAUGUAUGGUAUGUCAAACCGAUACAACUUACAGUAAGUUUCAAUUUAUUAACAUUAGUUAAGUGUCACUGAAAUUAAUUUAACCACCAAAAGGAUGAUUUUCAUAUCUUUUUGUUUAUUGUGCUACAGGAAGUUCCUGUAUUUUUGAAAAGGAACAUUUUUCAAUACUUAAGCAUACUGGAAAUCUUACAGUAGUUGACUUAUGAAUAAUUAUGUGGAAAACCAACAAAAGUAACAUCCAAACUGGGUUGCAGUGUCACCUUUGCUUCGUCUGCAAGACAUUUAAAUCCCGGAUGUGGAUUUGUUGUGUGAUUUUUAGUUUAGCGAUCAUUUGGAAAAAUAACCAAGUAAAAAAUUUCAAAUGUUGUUUUAUUCUUAGUACAUGGUGAAAUGACAAUUAAGAUUGGAAGUUAAAAAGAAUAAAAAAAUGCACUGGCAUUGAUUGCUAUGGACAAAAUGCAGGCUAAACAGUCCCGUCAGUUGUCUAUAACCACAUGUUGUAUGCAGAAAAGCACAGUGAUUGUUCUAAUGUACAGUACGGAUGACAAAGAGAAACGCACAUACUUGAAAAACCUCCAAAGCUAAGGCAAUCUCAAUUACGUGAAUUCUUUUCUAGUGGGACACUGUUGUUAAAAUGUUGUAAAUGUGUGUUUUGUAGUGUGUGUGUGUGUGUGUGUGUGUGUGUGUUGAUAUACAUGCUCAACUGUGGACAAUUGCAAAAAAUUGAAGCA